UUUUUCUUUGAAGAGAACAACAUUUCCUUGUUCUCUUUGUUGAUGAUUGUUUUGUGAUGCCUACAUUGCGUAUCUAUUUUAAGAAGAAUGACUGACAACAACGAUGAAGUCGCGUUAUUCUCAUCGGAUAAUGAAGACUUUCAACAUUUCUUAGAAACUUAUGUCGAGUUAUUGGAAAAGUAUGAACAAAGAUGUUUGGAUUUGUUAGAAGAAAGCAAUCAAGCAGCCAAUGAGUUUGUGAAUGAAGCAAAGCAGUCACCAAUUUGGAAGAUGUUGCAAGAUAUACUCCAAGAACAACAGUCCAAUUCCGAUAGUUCGUUACAAGUUGAUAUGCAACAGUUUUCUGAAAGGUUGAAAAGUACUCUAAUGGAACAAUGGAACGUACGUGGAAUGCCACGAAUAAGGCGAGAGAACCUUUCGAAAGAAAAAGUAAUGCGGUUAAAAGAAUGGUUCGAUACACAUAUCCAACAUCCUUAUCCAACCGAAAGUGAGAAACAACAGCUUUGUCAAGAAACAGGAAUGCAGAUGCAACAGAUUACCAACUGGUUUAUUAAUCAAAGAAAAAGAGGGUGGCGAAAAACAGACGUGAAUAAAGAAGGUUGGCAAAGAGGAGAGACAAAUAAAUAAAUUUCCAAAACGAGCUCUGUUUGCACCUUGCGGCACGGAAAGUAGUCAAGUUCCUACAAACCGUUAUUUUUGGGCAGUUUUCUCUAGCACUAUUUUCAACGGGCCUGUAUCAGACAUACCAAAAUAGUGACUGAGACAGGACGGGGAAAGUGCAUUGUG
Messenger RNA from Galdieria sulphuraria, 786 nucleotides. Its product is annotated as transcription factor. The record is from RefSeq and is a predicted model, not a curated record. Gene Ontology annotation, biological process: regulation of DNA-templated transcription. Gene Ontology annotation, molecular function: DNA binding. Lineage: Eukaryota; Rhodophyta; Bangiophyceae; Galdieriales; Galdieriaceae. The transcript has 3 exons. The coding region runs from base 88 to 627 and encodes 179 amino acids.